Acomys russatus (golden spiny mouse) is the source of this 2017-nucleotide messenger RNA. RefSeq names its product tRNA splicing endonuclease subunit 2 (gene Tsen2). Gene Ontology annotation, biological process: tRNA splicing, via endonucleolytic cleavage and ligation; tRNA-type intron splice site recognition and cleavage. Gene Ontology annotation, cellular component: tRNA-intron endonuclease complex. NCBI's taxonomy places the organism in Eukaryota, Metazoa, Chordata, Mammalia, Rodentia, Muridae. Gene Ontology annotation, molecular function: tRNA-intron lyase activity; nucleic acid binding. The transcript has 11 exons. Bases 29 to 1423 code for a protein of 464 amino acids. The record is from RefSeq and is a predicted model, not a curated record.
CUCUCUAGAGACCUGUUACCCUUGAAAAAUGGCAGAGGCGGUCUUCCGUGCGCCGAAGAGGAAAAGAAGAGUAUAUGAGAGUUACGAGUCGCCGCUGCCUAUCCCCUUUGCUCAGGACCAAGGUGCAAGGAAGGAAUUCCGAAUAUUCCGAGCUGAACUGAUUAACAGCCAUGUGGUGGUGAGGGGCACCGAGGACAUGGAGCAGCUCUAUGGGAAGGGUUACUUUGGAAAAGGCAUUCUUUCGAGAAGUCGCCCGAACUUCACCAUCUCCAAUCCCAAGCUGGCUGCCAAAUGGAAAGGUGUGCAGACAGACAUGCCUAUAAUCACCUCGGAGAAGUAUCAGCAUCGAGUGGAAUGGGCCAUGGAUUUCCUGCAUAGACAGGGCCAUGAUGAGAGCACUGUGCAGAAGAUCCUCACAGACUACACAGGACCACUUGAGCUUCCUUGCAGAAAGGGGAGAGAAGAGACCCCACGGCAUGACCCGCUGGACUCUGAGGCCGACCCCUCCCUGGAAGACAGAGUGGGAGAGGACAACCUUUCUGUGAUCCCUGGAGGCGCUGAACAGUCACAUGACCUGCAGGGUCUCGACACACACUCAGACUGCCUGCAGGAGGGGCCUGGCCAUGGUACGCUCGCUGUGGCUCGUCCAUCUAGCCUUAAUGGACAUGUGGUAGAGGACCCCACGGUUCUGCCGCAGAUCCCCUGCCUUAGCCAGAAAGCCCUCAUCGCCCAGGAUAGCCUUUGGCCUGAAGGCAGCAGCCAGGCAGCGGGAGAGAAAAGUGACACUCAUGAGUACGUGCUUGUAGAGGAAGAGCAGUGUGAUGUCCAGGAGGAGGAGGCGGCCCCAGAUGAGAAGUUGCUGCAAAGAAGGAGACUGGUGUGCAGAAGAAAUCCGUACAGGAUCAUUGAGUAUCUGCAGCUCAGCCUAGAGGAGGCUUUCUUCCUGGUGUACGCCCUGGGAUGCUUAAGUAUUUACUACGAGAAGGAGCCUUUAACAAUAGUGAAGCUCUGGCAAGCCUUCACUGCAGUCCAGCCCACCUUCAGGACCACCUACAUGGCCUACCACUACUUCCGAAGCAAAGGCUGGGUGCCCAAAGUGGGGCUCAAGUACGGAACGGAUCUGCUGCUGUAUCGGAAAGGCCCUCCAUUUUACCACGCAAGCUAUUCUGUCAUCAUAGAACUCGUGGACGACAACUUUGAGGGCUCCCUUCGCAGACCUUUCAGCUGGAAGUCACUGGCCGCCUUGAGCAGAGUCUCAGGGAACGUCUCUAAGGAGCUGAUGCUGUGUUAUUUGAUUAAGCCCUCUACCAUGACUAGCGAAGACAUGGAGACCCCAGAAUGCAUGAAGAGGAUUCAGGUUCAGGAGGUGAUUCUCAGCCGAUGGGUUUCUUCCCGAGAGAGAAGUGACCAAGAUGAGCUUUGACCUUUCAAGCCUAGAGUCCACAGUUCGCUAGCAACUCUUGUCUGUGCAGCAUCAGUUUGCCCGGAAGGAGCUUCAGCACAUUUGGGGAUCACUGGGCCCCGUGAUCUAUUGCUUUAAAGGGAGCGUCUACUCCAGUGGCUCAGCUCACCCAGGGACUUCAACCAGUAACCCACAUGACUGAAAAUCCAUCGGUGGUUUAGAAGCCUUGAAAUACUGUGAGACUGAUAUGCUCUCAAUGAACUGGUUAUUUGACAGGUUUGUGCUUCGAACACCAAAUUAUACAGUAUUAGCUAUUAAAUUUUAUCUUGCUUUGGGGAACUUUUUUAGAAUAAAAAUAAACAGUGAAGUUUUUGGAGAGAGAAUGAAUGAAGUCAACAUUUAGCAGAAUGUGGCAUUGUUACUCUCUUCCCCUGGGUUAGAGAGCAGAGAAAAUGUUGCCUGAGGGGCAUUUAGGCACCGUACUCAAUUUUUUUGUGUUGCUAUAGCAGAAUGCCUGAUGCUAGAUAGCACAUAAAGAAAAAAGGGUUAUUUGGUUCAUGCUUUUCAUGCCUAGAAAGUCUAAACAGCAUGGCACAGGCCUGGCACUUGGCAGCA